AUGAAUUAUGGUGUUUCUAAUCCAAUGGUACAACUAAAAUAAAAAAAAUGAAUCGAAAAGGAGGAAUAAAACUUUUUCAUUUCGAGAAAGUUUUGUUUUGAAGAAAAUUAAAUUAGAAAAUUUCUCAAUUAUAUCUAAAUUUAGCUAAUUUUGGACUGGGCAGAAAUGAACAAUCUAUCUGUAAGAACUGAAACACGUAAAAUACAAUUUUUUCAUAAGAAAAAUUAAAACUUGACUUUAAUUUAAACUGAAUUUUAAAUUUUUAAAUUUAAAAAUUUAUUUUUUCUUGGAAGUUUUUUAUUUUGUUGAAAAGUCUAUUGACAGUUUUACGAAAAAUUUUUAUUCUAUAUUUCUCACAGAAUAACCUCCUAUCCUCUCUUCAUCAUUGAAAUUUUCUAACAUUAUUAACUCCUAUUAGUCUAAAAUUAGCCAAAUUCAAGGUUACUUGGCAAAUUCAAUGUUCUCUAAAAUGAAGCCUUAAAUGAAAAAAUGUUAUUCUUUUUUUUUUUAUUUUUUUCAUGCAGAAUCACCCUCUUCCUUUUUAUUGAAUCGAAAAAACACUUUAUGUGUUUAGAAAUAUAUUUAUUAUCUUCUAGUAAGAGAAUAAAUUCACCAAAAAUAAAAUCAUUCUAAUUUUUAGGCUAACGGAAGUACAUCGAAACGCCAUUAGGGCGAUCAGGAAGAUCAAGUACUUCGUGGCUAGGAGAAAAUUCCAGCAAGCACGAAAACCGUACGACGUGCGCGAUGUAAUCGAACAGUAUAGUCAAGGACAUUUGAACAUGAUGGUUCGAAUUAAGGUAAGUUAUUAAAUUAUUGCAUAUAAAAUAUUGUUUUUCCACUUGAAAUUUUAAUAAUAUUUUGGCAAUCUCGCGCACGGAUGUCGACGGUGUAAGUCGGCUUCAGAAACAAAAGAGAAUUGUGAGACUUUGUAUGUCUAUUAGACCAUGUCGGUCUUAUAUAAGUCUGUUUUUGUGUCCUUCACGAUUGGAAAUGUAGAUCUAGGUGCAUUAUGGGCAAUUAUUUUAUGGACCUAAGCUCAGGGAUGCGUUCCUUACUUUACUUUUAUAUGUUUAUUGGCCCUGAUCGACCAAGGCCAACGGGACGCGUCCCCUACAAUAUAAUUACAUUUAUAGAAAGUAUAUCAAUUUAAAAAUUGGAAAACUUUGCAUUGAAAUUGUAAUUUUUUAAUAAUUAAUAAUUUAUAAAUAAAUUUUUAAUAAUUAAUUAAUAAUUAAUAAUUAAUAAUUAAUAAUUAAUAAUUUUUAAUAAUUUGUGUUAAAAACUAUUCACGACGGUCAAUAAUAAAAUUUUGGUAUCUUUCUUAAACGUAUUUUUAAAUGUAUGUCCAUAUCUUAAGUGAUGAAUCUAUACUUUAAAAUAUGUAAAAAAAUGUCUUGUGGACAUAUGUUUUACAAAUCUUAGUUGUCGACAUAUCUUCGUUUUCAUAGAUAAUUGAAGAAAAUGUUCAAUACAGUAGCCUUAUGUUUCAACAUAAUGUUAUUACAUUGAAUUUUGCAUUCACAUAUCGGAUUUGUUUUGAAUCCUUUCUUGUAGAUCACAUGCACAUUAUUCAUUUCAGUUGAAUUUUAAAUUGCAUCAGGAAUAAAAGUUUAAUGAAUGGAGUUUUGUUUUAUAUAUCAAUGGAUAUUUUUUGUAAACAUUAGAUAUGUAUUGAUACGUAUUGAUAUGCGGUAGCAUUGAUACUCUUGAAAUACAAGAUGGACAUUAAACAAUUCCUCAUCCACAUUUCAAUCUCAAUCAUAUAACUAAAAAACUUAAAGUACAUAGAAUAUAUUAUAGAUUCAUAUGAUACGUUUUAUUUAUUUUAUUAUGUAGAUUCAUUACUCAAAGAAUCAUUUAAGAAUUACCCUGUAUAUAUUUUAUUUAUUUUUUAUAUAAAUUUUCUUGUCAAAAAAUAAAAUAUAUAGUUAUAGUAAAUUUCCCAUUUUCUAAUUUGUUUGUUAAUUAACAAAAGGAAAAAAUUUAAUAGGUGAUAUUAAUUCGCCAAAUUCAAACUUAAAUUAAACGACACUUCAUAUGCACGAAUAUAUCAUGUUUUUACAUUGCCAGUUUUUUCAAAUAAUGGUAUAUGAAUUGAUAAUCAAGCCAGUUGUUUGUACUAAGGAAAACUUUGCAAGAAAUAAGUAUUUUUUUUCUAAAGAAAGACUUUGCAAAUAAGUAUUUCUUUCUUAAAAUUGCUAAUGUGAUUAUUUUUCAAUAAAUCAAUUAUUGAAUACAUUGUAGUGAGAAAUUAUAUUAUUAAAUAUAUUAUAUUAUACACAUGAUCAUCCACACAAUUGUUUUAGAGUAUAGAGUAAAGUUAGAGUCUAUUAAACAGUGCAGAAAAAUCUCAAAGAAAAGGAAGAUAAAUGUUUCAGAAACUAUUACAUUCAGAGGAACACGUUUUUUUUUUGUUUUUUUUUUUUGAAGUUUAAUUGUACUAUUGAAUGACGAGAGAAAUGUAUCUAUGUAUUAUUAUGUAUGUAAAUUUAUCUAUAUAAACUUAUGCAUUUUCAUUAAAAAGAUAACUAUUGAUUACAUAUACAUUAUUGUACAAUGAAAUCAUAACUUGAAACUUAAAAUUAUGUGAAGCCUGUAUAUUAUCAUAUAAAUUUAAUUGCAUCGGCAAUUUAUUUUGUAAUUAUCUAAAAUAAAGAAAAAUAUUGAUUUUAAUGACCUUGAAACAUAUUGCAACUUUUUUUUUAUAGGAACGUCACUCGAAAUUUGUAGAGAUUUAUAAAUAUGUGUUUCAUAUUUUUUAAAGGGCAAGCUUUACCAAUUUCAAUGAUUUUUGUAUUUUAUAAUGGAAUAUUUGAGAAUAUAUACUUCCGUAAUUAACCUGCUUUGUUAAUUAGAUUUCAUAGACAAUUUACACAUUGACAAUCAUUCAUUUUUGUAGAUUAUUUCCAAACGAUAGCGUUUUCGGUCAACUUUUACCAUUUACUUACGUAACCAAACCAAUACUGAUACUCUUUAAAAAAAACUGUCAAUCAUAACUUUUAGUCAUUAAUCUCUCUCUGUCGAUAUCAGUGUUCAGACCAUUUUCUGUAAUUUUAAUUAUUAAAAUUACCUACACUUACGAAGGAUGUUAAGCUUCUUAUCUACAUAAAAUAAUUUAUUGUUCUAUUUAGAUAUAUUUGAAUAAGGGCAAGUUCCAAAAAUAA
Molecule: messenger RNA, 3164 nt
Organism: Heterotrigona itama
Lineage: Eukaryota; Metazoa; Arthropoda; Insecta; Hymenoptera; Apidae
Source: the annotation of a GenBank genome assembly